Molecule: messenger RNA, 2265 nt
Organism: Felis catus (domestic cat)
Lineage: Eukaryota; Metazoa; Chordata; Mammalia; Carnivora; Felidae
Gene: RBM43
Product: RNA binding motif protein 43
Exons: 4
Coding region: 838-1851 (337 amino acids)
Source: RefSeq, a predicted model, not a curated record
UGUGGGGCUCUAACUCACAAGCCAUGAGAUCAUGACCUGAGCUGAAGUUGGACUCUUAACUGACUGAACCACCCAGGCGCCCCUUGCCACCUGAUUUUGACAACUACUAGCUGAAAUACCAAAGAGAUGCUGAGAGAGUACAUAUCCUGGGGCAGGCAUCAUUGACUUUCAUCAUUUUCUGUUGAAUUCCUACUAUGAUACAUGAGGAUUUCACUUAAGUAAUAUCUGCCUUUUCCUACCUUCCAAGUUUGAAAGUUUUAAUAUUAUUUAAAAAUUUCCUAUGGCAUAUUUUUGUAGCUUCCAUAAUAUUCUUAAAAUUUUGAUAGAAUGACCUGCUUUUCAGUAGUGUAAGAGGAGAUUAUUUUUUUCUCAACUUCUGUUAGUUCAGUCUUUAUUCUUAAAUUGGCAGGGUUGAAUGUUUCCAUUUUAUUCUGUAGUCAUACUUAAAUCUUAGUAUUUCAGAGACUUAACAAAAUUAGUCUAAAGUUGGUUUAAAAACCAAUAGGAGUUUUUACAUUAUUAUGCAAAUAGUAAAUACUGUUUAUAGCCGCGCCUAGUACCGUGCUGUGAUUACUUUUUCUCCUUUUAGUCCAAUGUCAUGUGUAUUUUUCCUUUUCCACUUGACAGGCAAAUGUUCCCAUCAGCAGUGUCAACUGGACUGGCAAUUUUUGGUACUGUAUAAAUUAAUUCAAAUCGUGCCACACUUCAGUUUGCUUAUGAUCUUUAGGUUGGAGUCCCUUCAAAUGCCAGAAAGCAGUGGAGACUUGCUAUAGGUGCCAGCACCCAUACUAGCAGGCAUCAGUUUUGAAAGGCAAGGACUCCAAAGCUUCUGAAAGAAUGGUUGAAGUUGCUGGUCAUCCGGUUGGCCUUUUUAAUGAUCAAUUACUGACCACAGUAGUGAAGACUCACUUUCAAGAUAUUAAGAAUAAAGGCGGAGUUGUUGAACAUGUGAUAUAUCCAACAAGAAUCAGGGGCAGGGGAGUUGCAAAUGUGACAUUCAAAGAGAAAAAAGGUGCAAAGAAUGUCAGCAGAAAACAGAAACACUGUCAGGCAGAAAAGGUUGGAGCUGCUCAAUUUACAGUCUCCCAUUUUGGUGAAAAGGUCUUCAGCUCUGUAAAAGCUAUCCUCGAUCUUUCUGUUUUUCGGAGUCAAGUCAUUCUAGAAAGUCUGGUAACGGACCUGACAAGGAAAAUCCCAACUUUAUCCUUCAGUCCUCUGGAACCCAAUGGAAGAGUCUCUGUGCAAGGGUCAUUUCUGGAUAUCCUGAGGCUUAAAGAAAUUUUGCGAUUAAAAGCAAGUUCUCUUUUAGAAAAAAAUAGGAAUUUUAUCAGUGAGGAGAAGUGGAACAGCCAGGGCCCCAAAAGGGAUCUCCAGAGAGGCAGUAACUCCUCAGAGUCACCCGGGUCCUCAGUACCUGAGACCACUAGGAGCGGAGAAACACUUGUUCUCGAUACAGAUGUAUUCCUUUAUCUGAAAAAGAGCAGAUUUUAUGAAAGCACAUUGAAAAAAUGUCAUGUUUUCUGUCAAGAGAGAGUGGAUGGUGAAAUCACCACAAUCUGUAUAAGAAAUGCUCAACAAUGUUCUCACCCAAACAAUGCAAAGCUUGUGAAAGCACUUAUUGAGGAAUAUUCACUUGCUCUUCACUUUGAGCUUAAAAAAGAGACACUUCUUUUGAAAGGAAAGGAGAAUAGAGAUAAAAGAAGGAUUAAGUCGGCCUGUGAACAAGUAAGUUUGAGGUACCCUAAGGUUCUGAUUAAUUUUUAUGAGACGCACAUUGAUAUUAUAGGAUCUUCUUCUGACACAUACUUGCUUAAAAAAGAGAUCAUGAAAUUAAUAAGGCUAAAAAGUUAGGUAAUAAAAUCUCAGCAAUAGUGAUAGUGGCAGUCACUCUCCCUUACUGAGCAGAGGCGAUGCUGUGUAUGAUGCUAGCUUUACACACAUUAGUCAUUUAAUCCUUACAACCAUCCUUCAUUGUAGGCAUUGCUAUCCUCGUGUUCUAGGGGAAGAACCUAGAAUUUGGAGAAGUUAAAACAUUUGUCCGGAGUUAUCGAGCAGGCAAAGAAUGGGGUUAAACUUGGCCUAUCUGACUACAAAGAUAAUAUCUAAGUCUUAAAACUUUGAAAAAAAAAUCUCAUUAAACUUUGAAGAAAUCUCACUUUCCCUGCAACCCCAAAUUCUUAGAAUGUAUCUUGCUCAUCUCAAAGUUAAACAAAUGUGAUUGUGAUGAUGUGAACUGUUUAGAUCAAAAGAAAAUCACAAGACAAA